Messenger RNA from Heterostelium album PN500, 228 nucleotides. RefSeq lists its product as uncharacterized. Lineage: Eukaryota; Evosea; Eumycetozoa; Acytosteliales; Acytosteliaceae. The record is from RefSeq and is a predicted model, not a curated record. Bases 1 to 228 code for a protein of 75 amino acids. The transcript is spliced from 2 exons.
AUGAAAAAUAUUUAUACUUUUAUAGUUUUUUUAUUACUCUUAUCAAUAGCUUUGAGUAAAAAUGGAUGUAUAAAGGAAGAGAAGAACAAAGAUGGGUCAGUCAGUGCUCUUAGUUGUCCGGAAUUCCAAAUACCACCUAAUUCAAAAUGCAAGAGAAAAGAAGGUGAUCCAAAAAAGCCGUAUCCACAUUGUUGUCCUUAUCCUGAUUGCCCAAAAUGCUGGAAUUAA